UCGCGAGAAAAUAUAAAGGAAGUAGUGGAAACUAGUACACCGUCUUCAGUGUCUUUUGGCUUCACCAUGGCACCAACAAGUGCUCUACCAAUUUGGGGCAAUGAGGCGACCAUGAACCUAAAUAGCCUCAUAUUAACUAAUAUACAGUCAUCGCCGUAUUUCAAAGUUAAUCUGUAUGAGCUGAAGACGUACCAUGAAGUCAUAGAUGAGAUUUAUUAUAAGGUAACUCACCUUGAACCUUGGGAGAAGGGUAGCAGGAAGACAGCUGGGCAGACAGGAAUGUGUGGAGGGGUCCGAGGUGUUGGAGCUGGUGGCAUAGUCUCCAGUGCGUACUGUCUUCUCUACAAACUGUACACACUGAAGUUGACCAGGAAGCAAGUGAAUGGACUUAUUACACACACAGACUCUCCUUACAUCAGGGGACUUGGUUUUAUGUACCUCAGAUACACACAACCCCCUGCUGACCUCUGGGAGUGGUACGAACCUUACCUUGAUGAUGAGGAGGAAAUCGAUGUUAAAGCUGGAACUGGGCAUGUCAUGACAAUAGGAGAAAUGUUACGACAAUGGCUCACCAAACUAGAGUGGUACUGCACGUUGUUUCCACGCAUUCCCGUGCCGGUGCAGAAGAGCAAUCAACAGCGUCUACGAGAGCGCCAGUUUGCCCGUCCCGUCCGUGUGGCUGGAGGAGAGGAAGAAGAGGAGCAAAGCGCUGAUAGACGGAUCCCCGAUGAAGAUGUGUCCUUUGGUGAAGCUGCUCGGAUGUCCAGAGUAAGAAGAUCUAAAACCCCAGAACGCCGCCCUAGAUCUCCCUUCAGGAAAAAAAGCCCACCCUUUGAUAUCGCCAAAGAAAUUGAGAAAGAACGUGAUCGUCAACAGAGAGAUGGCCAUUCCAGGAGCAGAGAUGGAAGAGAACAUCAGAGGUCAAGGUCAAAAGACAGGCAUCGGGAUGAUUACAGGUCGAGACAUCGAUCACGGUCCCGUGAGAGAGUAAAAAGCUCAAGACACCGGUCUCGCUCAAAAGAAAGGUCUAAGCACCGCUCCCGAUCCAAAGAAAGAUCAAAGCACAGGUCCAGGUCAAAGGAACGGUCGCGGCAUAGGUCGCGCUCUAAAGAUAGAACAAGACACAGGUCUCGAUCAAAAGAGAAGUCAAAACACCGCUCUCGUUCCAAAGACCGAAAAAGAUCACGCACACCAGAUAGGAAAUAUUCAAAGCAUGAAAAAAGUAGCAAACAUCGAAGAAGCAGGUCUAAAGAGACUUCUUUUGAGAGAGAUCUGAGAAAAGAAAAGGAGAGACAAGCCGAGAAAAACAGCUAGUAGACUAAAUGGAGAAGUUCAGAUCUCUCAAAAGAGACGUAACUCUAGUGUACAGCACUGCUUUUUAUAAACGUUCUUGUAGGAAAAGUUUUUAUGAUGUUUUAGCGGCUGUCACUGUCAUGUAACUCAUUUGAUUGAUUUCAGAAGAGUUUGCAAUGCUCUUAAAUAAGAGUAGAGCAUUUUCUUUUUUAAAAAUUUGCAUUAGAGGUUUCCACACGCUCUUCUUGACGUUAAUAAAUGAAUUUGACAAGACCAAAAUAUCCUCUGGUCUCAUCUCUGAACUACAAGUUCUCCAUUACUGGAGGCAUGAGGCACUGAAUGUGACAUCACAUUUUUCAGGAAAGCUCCACAAUGAGAUUCAUUUAAAAUAUGACCAACAUAUUAAGUGAAAAAAAAUUGCUAGGAUAAUUUGACAAAACUUCUAUCAUCAUGUGUACAUACAACGUAAUUCAUAGUGAUUGUAAGUAACAUAUAUUUUUAUUUUUAAGUUGUCGUUUUCAAAAACAUCUUUCAGAAAAGACAAAUCCUUUGUCUUGUUGAUGGAUUAUAAGUGUCAAAUAUAUAAAUUAGAAAAAAUAAACAUUUUAAUAUUAAACAUCAGGAAUGCUGUGUGACUUAUGCAACAAACCACUGUAAUCUGCAUAGCCAAAAAAAGCAUUACACUUGGUUUAUUUCACUUCCCUUAGACAGAGAUGCAUUGACCUUGAAAUUUUAAAAAUAUGUGAAAAGCAUAUGGUAAGGGAAUUUUUUUAUGCAAGAGUCCAAAUUUAAAUUGAGCAUUCCUGCAUGUAUUAAAAAUGUCUUAAUCUCACAAUUCUCCCUUACAUGUUAACCUGCUAAAGGCAACAUUGUUGCUCAUUCUGAGUUCAUUCUAUUUUAGUAAUUUCUGUAAAAAAUUGAUUCCUUAGU
Molecule: messenger RNA, 2223 nt
Organism: Lingula anatina
Lineage: Eukaryota; Metazoa; Brachiopoda; Lingulata; Lingulida; Lingulidae
Source: RefSeq, a predicted model, not a curated record